Molecule: messenger RNA, 2581 nt
Organism: Dendroctonus ponderosae (mountain pine beetle)
Lineage: Eukaryota; Metazoa; Arthropoda; Insecta; Coleoptera; Curculionidae
Product: zinc finger autosomal protein
Exons: 7
Coding region: 179-1837 (552 amino acids)
Biological process (GO): regulation of gene expression
Cellular component (GO): nucleus
Source: RefSeq, a predicted model, not a curated record
CCUAUUCGCCAUGAUAAUUUGAGUUAUUGUUUUUGGUUGUCAGUUUUGUUAGGUUUUUUUCAUUAUUUACCUUUUUUUUUCGUUUAACAACACCCAUUUAUAACUAGUUAAGUUUUAUGAGGACCAUGCAAAUGCCCUUGUUCUGUUCAGUGGGUUUUGAGCAUUAGAAAUUUUCACAAUGUCCACAAUGUGCGAUGGGGCCGCUUUAAUGAGCGACGAAGACGAAACCCUGGUCCUAAACUAUCUGGAUGAUGACCUGGAUAAGCCAGAAUCACCCUCAGAGCUAGUGGAUGAAAACCAAAACACCAGCCUUAAUCUUGGGGAUGUGGUCAAUGGUUUAAAGCCUAGAGGACGGGGGAGGCCGAAGGGCUCCAAAAACAAGGCCAAAGGCCUCAGGGCCAGCAAGACCCGCCAAAGUAACGGACCGAAAGCCUCAGCACCAGCAAAAGAUCCUGUAAAUGGCACCAAUGGACAGAGCAACCCAAAUAACAUCGUUGAUAUAGAAUUUAAAAUUGAAAACUUUGAUGAUGCUCUUGAUGGCCUGGUGGAUCGCAGCAGCGGCUUUGGUGCAAGUUUCGAAAACAUUGUUAAGCGUGAACCAGAGGAGGAAGCGCAGGUUGAUUUAAAGUAUGAGAGUAUGAGUGAUGCGGCAGAAGCGAUGAAUAAGAAGAAGCUGGUGAAGAAAAGCCCUAAGACUAGCCCAAAGAACCAUAAACCUUCCAAUGGCCAGAGCAGCCUUGAUACCUUCUUGAAGGUUGUUGAUUUGAAGCCCCAAAGCAAACUGGGUUUAAGCAACGUGUUUAAGUGCAACCAUUGUCUCUACGUGGGGAACAGCAAGGCAAACUUGGAGCGCCACAACUUAAUACACAUGGAUCCCAAUGAUAUUCUCUGGUACAAGUGCAGUGACUGCGACUACAAGUCUAAGUACGAGAGCCAGCUGAAGAGCCACACUCUCAUCCAUAAAAACCCCGAAGAAAUCGAGUACUUCCAAUGCCCGCACUGCGAACUGAAGUGUAGCAGGAAGCACAACUUGAGCCACCACAUUCGGAGCAUCCACGCUGAUAGAGUGAACAACCUCAAAUGUGCAGAGUGCAGUUAUUCAACCUUUUCCAAAGAUCGCCUAGUGGCUCACGUGAAAAUGCAUUCGAAGGAAGUGUUUAUGUGCACGCUGUGCAAAUUCGUCACCAAACGAAUCGAGUAUCUGGAAAGCCACUUCAAGAUGAAGCACACCAAUGUGGAAAAACCUUUUCCUUGCGACACUUGUUCUUAUAAGGGCAAAACCAAGCGAGAGCUGGACCGGCACUAUGACCGAAUGCACAACAAAGACACUUUAAAAACAUACCAAUGCAGCCAGUGCAGCUUCAAUUCAAUCUACAAGAAAAACUUGGAGUUUCACCUGCUUCACAUGCACCAGAACUCCGAAGGCUUCCAAAAGUUCAUCUGCGGCCAUUGCGAUAAGACUUUCGCCUAUAAAAACGGCCUGAAGACGCACAUCAUUCGAAUCCACCUCAAACUAACGGACGAGGACUGGCACAAGUGCUUAGAGUGCAAGUACAAGUGCAAGGAUGUCAACACCUUGAAGAGGCACAUUAAGAGGAACCAUGGGGCCCCCAGGUUGAAUUGCCAAAAAUGCAGCUUUGCCACCAACAGGAAAAAGUCUAUGGUGGCCCACAUGAACACUCAUGACAUUACAACGGCUGGCAGUCCCGUUCUUAAGUGCCCCGAUUGCCCCUAUCGCAUAAUCCUCACCGUGUCGUUUCUCUACCACAUGAAGACCGUGCAUGGGAAGUCAGUCGGGACCAAAGAUCUCCCCAAGUACCAUCUGAUAGAAGACUGAAAUCAACAUUUUAUUUUUACACUUUUUUUUGAUAUUAUCGUGAUUGGUAUUCGUUCAUUUUUGAUGCCGAAUGGCGUGGAUAUUAAUUGAAUUUGCAACUUUUGAUACUGUUAUGUGAAAGGAACGUGACAAAAACUCAUUUUAACUUUUUACUCUUUUUAUGAAGAACACUCUGUAUAAUUUAUGACUAGUUACAAUCAAGCCUUUAUGUAUGUUGUCCAAUAUUGUUAAAGUUUGAUUUUGGUUUAAAAUUCCGUAGCUUAAAGGCGCUCUUUAGUAACUUUGUCCUUAUUGGGAAGUUACGAUUAAGGGAUUUAAAUAGUAUUGAUAAGGAACAAUCAUUGUUAAAAUCGGGAAAUUGUUAUCUGUUGGCUUCGKCUGAAUUCAGUGCUUCUGUUUUUCUUAAUUAUGCACUUUUUUCGGAAUAAGGCAGGUUUUGUUGCUGGGUUUAACACUGCAACCUGCUAGGACUAAGUGAUGGAUUAAGUUCUUGUGRCCUAAGAAUUAGAAGUUCGUUUUUUUGUAGAAGUAAAUAUAUACAAUAGUUAGAAUGGACACGUCUGGUAAAACAGCGGGUCUUGCACCUUUAUGCUGAGUUCAAAUGUAUUUGACUUAUUUUAGGCGAGCCAAGGAAAUCGGGAUUUAUGAUCGGUUCUUGGUUUGCUUGAAACCAAUUUAAAUUCGAUGUUUUGAAUUAUCCCUUUUUUGCAGAACUGUACAGAAGUAAACGCCAACUAUGAGGAA